CUUCUCCUCCAUGGCAUUUGUGCAGGUGUCUGUUACGCAAGCAGAGGGUGGGAGUUCCCAUCCCUCCUGUGAGAAGGUCCUAGCAGCCCUGCCCCAAGCUUCCUAAUUCAGGACUUAUUUCCUACAGAAGAGAAACAAGGCAAGGUACAGGCCUGGUCCCCAGCUCUGGCUCUCUGCCUCUCCACAUGCUCAUGGCCUCUCCCAGGCUAACACUAAGCAGUGUCAUGAGUCUGAGCCAGGUGGGAGAUUAAUUCCUGGGGGCGCUUCAGGGCUGAGAAGGGGGAGGAAUGACAGGUCCAGUAACCGUUACCAACAGAGCAGUGCAGCUGCCAUCCUUGACAGCUCCCUCCUCCUCGGAGACCAUGACAUAGAUGGUCAGGAACCCAGGCUGAGAAAGACAGCCAAGGGGUGGGGGGAGCCUAGGCAAAUCUGGCCUCUGCCAAGUCCUGGCUUCAGCCAGGCAAGCUCCAGCCUCCCUGGCUCCUCCUCCUUCCCAGCCCUAUCCCCACCCUGUCACACAUACACUUAAUACGCCUGGCAUCUAAGUCCACCCACUCCAGACUUUGGCCUUAGCAGUAGCUAGUGUGGGAGGCUGGGAAGACUGGGAGGAGUCUCUUGAACAAAAGCAAAAGAAUCAGCUUCGGGUGCUGUAGUACCUGCCAGCUUUCCCCCCAGGAGCCUAGGCUGCCACCUGUAGGUCACUUGGGCUCCAGCUAUGUGGCUGCCUCUGCUGCUGGGUGCCUUACUCUGGGCAGUGCUGUGGUUGCUCAGGGACCGGCAGAGCCUGCCCGCCAGCGAUGCCUUUGUCUUCAUCACCGGCUGUGACUCAGGCUUUGGGCGCCUUCUGGCACUGCAGCUGGACCAGAGAGGCUUCCGAGUCCUGGCCAGCUGCCUGACUCCCUCUGGGGCCGAGGACCUGCAGCGGGUGGCCUCCUCCCGCCUCCACACUACCCUGCUGGAUAUCACUGAUCCCCAGAGCGUCCAGCAGGCAGCCAAGUGGGUGGAGACGCACGUUAAGGAAGCAGGGCUUUUUGGUCUGGUGAAUAAUGCUGGUGUAGCUGGUAUCAUCGGACCCACACCAUGGCUGACCCGGGAUGAUUUCCAGCGGGUGCUGAAUGUGAACACAAUGGGUCCCAUCGGGGUCACCCUUGCCCUGCUGCCUCUGCUGCAGCAAGCCCGGGGCCGGGUGAUCAACAUCACCAGCGUCCUGGGUCGCCUGGCAGCCAAUGGUGGGGGCUACUGUGUCUCCAAAUUUGGCCUGGAGGCCUUCUCUGACAGUCUGAGGCGGGAUGUGGCUCAUUUUGGGAUACGAGUCUCCAUCGUGGAGCCUGGCUUCUUCCGAACCCCUGUGACCAACCUGGAGAGUCUGGAGAAAACCCUGCAGGCCUGCUGGGCACGGCUACCUCCUGCCACACAGGCCCACUAUGGGGGGGCCUUCCUCACCAAGUACCUGAAAAUGCAACAGCGCAUCAUGAACCUGAUCUGUGACCCGGACCUAACCAAGGUGAGCCAAUGCCUGGAGCAUGCCCUGACUGCUCGACACCCCCGAACCCGCUACAGCCCAGGCUGGGAUGCCAAGCUGCUCUGGCUGCCUGCCUCCUACCUGCCAGCCAGCCUGGUGGAUGCUGUGCUCACCUGGAUCCUUCCCAAGCCUGCCCAAGCGGUCUGUUGAAUCCAGCCUUCCAGCAAGAGAUUGUUUUUCAAGGGCAAGGACUUUUAUUUCUGCCCCCACCCUGGUACUGCCUGGUGCCUGCCACAAAAUAAGCACUAACAAAAGUGUAUUGUUUAAAAAAUAAAAAGAAGGUGGGCAGAAAUGAAUGUGCCCAGUGGAA
This is a messenger RNA of Macaca mulatta (Rhesus monkey), 1832 nucleotides long. It is a transcript of the gene RDH5, whose product is annotated as retinol dehydrogenase 5. Gene Ontology annotation, biological process: steroid metabolic process; retinoid metabolic process. Gene Ontology annotation, molecular function: all-trans-retinol dehydrogenase (NAD+) activity. The record is from RefSeq and is a predicted model, not a curated record. NCBI's taxonomy places the organism in Eukaryota, Metazoa, Chordata, Mammalia, Primates, Cercopithecidae. Gene Ontology annotation, cellular component: intracellular membrane-bounded organelle.